Messenger RNA from Cicer arietinum (chickpea), 1565 nucleotides. RefSeq names its product protein BPS1, chloroplastic-like. The record is from RefSeq and is a predicted model, not a curated record. Lineage: Eukaryota; Viridiplantae; Streptophyta; Magnoliopsida; Fabales; Fabaceae.
CCUAUCUACAACAAAUGAAGAACACCACCAACCACAAACUCUGAACCCUUCAAAGAAACGAAAUAAAGUUUUGGCUACCAAACUUCUCUGAAACUUUUUCUCCUCUCUCUUUUCUCUUUUCAUUCUCAUCUCAGUUGGAUGCUAGGUAGUUAAUCCCAGCGUUUCCCGGCAACAUCCCGCUGUCCCGGUGCGGUACAAUGCCUGACCGCAACGGCGUGUCCGCGACAGCGUGAAACAAGAUCCCGACGAGAUUUGGGCGAGAUCCCGCUAUCUCGGCAAAAUGAGUCGUUCACAGGAUCCACACCCAUCCCGAUCUUUCUUCCCUUUUGGAAAUCCUUUUCGCAUGAAAGCACCUAAAGGCUCUCACAUGUCUCCACAACUUCUUGCAGUAUUGCAAGCUUUUGAAGUAACAUUAGCAGAGAGGCUAAGAAAGCUUAUGCCUAAAAGCAAGGAUGAAAUCCUCAGCUUGUCUUGGAUGACUUUGGCUAUGAAGUCACUUUGCGAAACCCAUAAUGACGUACGAACCCUUAUAACAGAUCUUGAGCUGCCCGUGAGUGUUUGGGAUGAAAAAUGGGUUGAUGUCUACUUCGACAUAAGUACGAAGUUAUUAGACAUAUGCAACGCAUUUAGUUCUGAGCUUUCACGUCUGAAUCAGGGCAAUCUUCCGCUCAAGUGUGCACUGCACAAUUUAAAUCCAGCCUCAUCAAAGCAAUUUCAUCGAGCCUGUACUUUACUCGAUGAUUGGAGGCGACACAUUAGUGCUAAGAACCCUAGAAUUGAGAAGUGUAGCACCAUUUUAGAUGGUCUUGUGGGAACACUUGAUCUUCCCAAGGUUAAAAAUUCUGCAAAAGGUAAGGUUUUGAUGCAAGCUAUGUAUGGAGUCAAGGUGGAGACUGUAUUUGUUUGCAGUGUGUUUUCUGCAGCAUUCUCUGGCUCUUCAAAGAAGUUGCUAGACUUGGAUGUUGCUGACAUGUAUUCAUGGACUCCAGCUUUUAAAAGUUUACAGAGUCUUGUAAAUGAAGAAAUUAGAGUUAGAUUUUCCAGUGGUAAGUUUUCUGUAUUUAGUGAGUUGGAAGCGGUUGAUGCUGUCGUGAAGGAAUUACGUCCUACUAUCCAAGGUGGUGUAGAUACCGAAGACAAAGUUGAGAAAGAGUUGCUUCUGAAGACUGUUGAGGAAUUAGGCAUGGCUGCUGAGAAGCUUUCCCUAGGAAUGGAUCUUCUUGCAAAGGGAGUGGACGGUUUCUUCCAAGCAGUUUUGGCUAGUCGUGAUACUUUGCUAUCCUCUCUGAGGUUUGAUAAAACUGUAAAUGAUCGUGUCCUUGGUCGUAACAUAGAUCAGCAAUUAGUCCAUUGACUAUACACUAGUCUUAUUAAGGUAGAUGUUGUGUUUGGGGGUUUUAUGUUUGUAUUCUUAGUAUUUGAUCCUAUUUGGUUUGUUAUAUUUAAGGGUAGCAUGGGUAGGUUAUCUGAUGAUAGUAUGGUUGAGCUAAAAUGUAUAUGUGUGAGUGGGGUGUUAUAUGUGAUGUUGAACAAUAUAAAAUAUAUAAAAAGUUUUAUUAUGUCUA